UGAACUUUAUAUUAUACAACGUUCACUCCAAAGGGUUAAGUUAUGUCCCUUUUUCUCUCUAGAACCUUCUGAUGACUUUGCAGACCAGUCAACAAUUCAGCACAAAGACAUCCGGAGUCACGCUAGUGUGUUGUGACAGAAUCACAGGACUAUGUGGGAUUCGUCCCAUUCUGAAAAUGCCACGAACAGCAGAGGCAAAUGAAAGCAAAUGUCAGAGCCAGCACAGCCUGAGAGAGACCUGAAACUCAGACUCCACAAUCUAUAGGGACAGUUUUCUGCUGUGGCACUGAGCGGCGGUGGUAGAUGGAAAAUGACAGCAAGUCUUCUAAGAACGACCCUUGCUUUGCUCUUCCUUGGCCUCUUCGGGGUCCUGGAAGCGACAAUAUCAUGCAGAAAUGAAGAAGGUGAUGCUGUGGAUUGGUUUACCUUUUAUAAAUUACCUAAAAGGCAAAAUGAGGAAAGUAGAAGGACUGGGUUAGAGUACCUGUACCUGGACUCUACAACCAGAAGCUGGAGGAAGAGCAAGCAGCUAAUGAACAGCACCAGGAGCGUUUUGGGAAGGACAUUAGAACAGCUGUAUGAAGCCUAUGCCUCCAAGAGCCCCUCCACAUUGCACCCCAAAGGCACCUCUGCCCUCAUUACCACAUUUGCUGCAGGCUUAACGAAGAACUGUCAGAGGUCUCCAGAGAAGGAUGCAAAUGCCAAUGGUAGCUAUGGUCAACUGUGGAAAAUGAGGAAUAACAACACCGCCUAUCUAAUGUACAAUGACGGAGUCCCUAAAUCUGAGAAUUACAGCAGAAAAUAUGGACACUCCAAAGGUUUACUGCUGUGGAACAGAGUCCAGGGGUUCUGGCUGAUUCAUUCUAUUCCCCAGUUUCCUCCAAUCCCUGAAGAAGGCUAUGAUUAUCCACCCACAGGGAGACGAAAUGGACAAACUGGCAUCUGUGUAACUUUCAAGUAUAACCAGUAUGAAGCCAUAGACUCUCAGCUCUUGAUCUGCAACCCAAACAUUUAUAGCUGUUCCAUCCCGGCUACGUUUCAGCAGGAGCUUGUUCACAUGCCCCAGCUGUGUGCCAGGUCCAGCUCUUCAGAGACCCCUGCCCGGCACCUGGCCACACUUAAGUCAGCCCAGGGACAAAACUUCCUCCAUUUUGCAAAGUCUGAUUCUUUUAUUGACGACAUUUUUGCAGCCUGGAUGGCUCAACAGUUGAAGACACACUUGCUUACCGAAACCUGGCAGCGAAAGAGACAAGAGCUUCCUUCAAACUGCUCCCUUCCUUACCAUGUCUACAAUGUCAAAGCAAUUAAGAUAUCUGGACAAUCUUAUUUCAGUUCUUAUCAGGAUCAUGCUAAGUGGUGUAUUUCCCAAAAGGGCACCAAAAAUCGCUGGACAUGUAUUGGAGACCUAAAUCGCAGCCCAUAUCAAGCCUUCAGAAGUGGAGGAUUCAUUUGUACCCAGAAUCAGCAUAUUUACCAAGCAUUUCAAGGUUUAGUUUUGUAUUAUGAGAACUGUAACUAAACUUGAUGAAUGGACAUAUGUACUAUUAAUUUCAACAUUGACAAUGGAUCUUCUCCCAUUAGAUUCCUUCUGUAUAUAUUAAAGCCUGUGAAUGUACUUAAAAAUCCA
Molecule: messenger RNA, 1627 nt
Organism: Myotis brandtii (Brandt's bat)
Lineage: Eukaryota; Metazoa; Chordata; Mammalia; Chiroptera; Vespertilionidae
Gene: DNASE2B
Product: deoxyribonuclease II beta
Exons: 7
Coding region: 311-1519 (402 amino acids)
Biological process (GO): apoptotic DNA fragmentation
Molecular function (GO): deoxyribonuclease II activity
Source: RefSeq, a predicted model, not a curated record